AUGGCUAAAAUAUUCCUAGCACCACCAAUUUUUUUGGUGUUGUCCAUCUUAUUAAUAUUCAUUACUUCAUCACAAGCAACUUCACCAACCUUUGAUUGGGUUCAACAAGAAUACCUAAAGGCUCACAAUGAUCUAAGAAGUAGUGUUGGUGUUCCUCCUUUGCAAUGGGAUGCGAAAUUAGCCGCUUUUGAGUAUGAUUGGGCUACUCAAAGGAAGGAAGAUUGUAAUUACAGGCAACAUUCGACCGGCCCAUACGGAGAGAACAUCUUCUGGCAGCUUUACUCAGAGACACCUGCAACUGGUAUUGUACAAAAAUGGUUUGAUGAAAAGAAAAAUUUUGAUGAGGUGAAGAAUGUUUGCAAAUGCCAGCCAGAAAAGGCAGGAUGUGAAUUUGGCCAUUAUUUAAAUAUAGUAUGGAAGACAACAACAAAAGUUGGAAGUAGUGGCAAUGUUUAUUGCAAUGACCAAAAGGGUGUUUAUAUUGUAUGUUCAUAUGAUCCUAUUGGGAAUUAUAAAGGUGUUAACCCUUUGAAUCCUGAUAAUAAUUCCACAACUAAAUCCACUAACCUUUGA
Solanum dulcamara is the source of this 573-nucleotide messenger RNA. Its product is annotated as pathogenesis-related protein 1-like. The record is from RefSeq and is a predicted model, not a curated record. Gene Ontology annotation, cellular component: extracellular region. Bases 1 to 573 code for a protein of 190 amino acids. The transcript is spliced from 2 exons. Lineage: Eukaryota; Viridiplantae; Streptophyta; Magnoliopsida; Solanales; Solanaceae.